CCGUAUCCAAACCGGCCGCAGCAGCCGUCGACACCCAACGCGCAUGCUCCAGACACGGGGGAUCUGACAGGGCAGAACAGCAAUGACAGCUCCAGUGGGCCGGCACCGGGAACACCCAAUUCCCAGGGGAUGAGGCCGACCCCAUCACCUACAGGAUCCACAGGCUCUCGCUCCAUGUCCCCUGCAGUUGGUCAACAGAACAUUCCGAUGCCUCCCCGCCCUUCCAGCGGUCAGUCAGAUGGAAGUGGCCCAACUCGAAUGAGUCACUCACCAAUGGCAACUCAGAGUGGAUACCAGCAACCACUAGCACCACCAUCUCAUAUGCACCCUUACAAGAUGGGAGCACACCCUGGUAUGGUUCCUCCUGGUGGCCAGCAGAUGGCUCCAUAUACUCCACAAGGACAGCAGUACCCACAAGGGAACUAUAAUCCUCGGCCACAGCAGAUGGGUAACAUGCAGUAUGGUGCCAACCAAGGUUAUGGGCCUGGUCCAGGGGGUCAGCAGAACCCCCAGACUAACAACAUGGGCCCUGGGCAGUACCAGGGCCGGCCAAUGCCCAACCAUGUGCCUCAGUUUCCGUAUCAGGGGUGGGGAGGUCCUACAAUGAAUCAAGGUCCCCCUCCCAAUAUGAUGGGUGGUCCUGGUAAGGGGCCAGGCCCUCAGCCCAGUGUACCACCCCAGGCUGCAAAUCCUACAGCUGGUCCAAGGCCACAUACGUCACCGCAUUACCUCAAACAACACUUGCAGCAUAAGAUGGGUUUUGGAGCUUCUGGCAUGCCUCCCAAUUCCAGCCCCCUUCAGGUGGGCUAUGGAGGUGCAUCUUCCCCUGGGAUGCCACCAGGCAGUGGGCCUGGCAUGGGUCCACCUGGUAGCUUGCAUCACCACACUGGAAUGGGGUCACCCAUGGGUCCUCCACCCUCUGGACACCAUCAUCCUGGGAUGGGUCCUCCACCACCAAGUGGCCCUGGCAUGAGCAUGGGUCCUCCGUCGUCGGCCGGCACCUCGAGCGGGACCGCGGGACCGAUGGUCGUCUCCGCACCCACCAGCAUUCCUCCGACGGUGACUGCAAGCACCCCUUCUCCGCUGCCUAACAGCCACAUACACCAUGAUGGUCCUGGCCCAAUGCCUCCACCUGCCUCCACCUCUAACUCUCACCCUCCUCAACACUCAAUGCCUGGUGGCAGCCAUGCAGCUGACAUGCUUGGCCCUCCAGAGCCAUCACAUGACAAUGGCAUCAUCACCACCACCUCCACAGUUGGGUGUCAAGUUGCAGGUACAACAACAACGAACGUGACACCAGCGACCCCAGGCACAGUGACAUCAGUCGUGACCACCGGCCCAGAUGGAACACCCCUGGAUGAAGGCUCUCAGCAGUCAACACUUUCAAAUGCAUCAGCAGCAUCUGGUGAGGAUCCAAGCUGUACUCCAAAGUCCCGCAAGGAUGGGCCAGUUGUUGGAGGUUCUUACCAUAGCCAUCCCCCAACGCCCCAAAGCACUGUUCCUUCUCCUGGUGCCGCCAGUCUCAAUUCGAUGCACGAGGAAUACGGGGAUGUGAACAGCCCCAGCUGGCCACGCACACCUGCCAGUCCGGUGUUUAACAGUCAUGUGCACCAAGAUCCAUACAGAUCAAAGAAACCAGAUAGCCUGGGAAAGCUGUACGAGAUGGACGAGAGCAAUGAACGCCGAAUUUGGCUGGACAAGCUUCUGCAGUUCAUGGAGGAACGUGGGACACCCAUCUCAGCAUGCCCCACAAUCUCCAAGAACCCCCUCGAUCUCUUUCGACUGUACAUCUAUGUCAAGGAGAGAGGGGGAUUCAUGGAGGUGACAAAGAACAAGACCUGGAAGGACAUCGCCGGUCUCCUGGGUAUUGGUGCAUCUUCAAGUGCUGCCUACACACUGAGGAAACACUACACUAAGAACCUGUUGGCUUUUGAGUGCCAUUUUGAUCGUGGUGGCAUUGACCCACAGCCAAUAAUCAACCAGGUGGAAGCUUCCUCCAAGAAGAAAAAUACCAAGGCAACAUCUGUGCCUUCGCCAGGGUCAUCUAAUUCCCAAGAUUCAUUUCCUGCACCUGGCUCGAGUGGAACUUCGAUGGAUGGAUAUGGGUAUGGUUACCCACCAGGUUCUACGCCUGACUACAAUUCUCCACCUAUGCAGCGCCCUGCAUCUCAGACAAAUGCACCUUCCCCACACCCUGGUGUGGGGGUGCCGAACCAAGGUGCGGGGGAUAACAUUAGCGUUUCCAACCCUUUUGACGACGUGGCGCCCGGUCAGUCUCAGAGGCCCAAUUCAUAUGGACCACCUUAUGGACACUCUGGUGGUCCCCCUCGCCCCCAAGGGAUGCAGCAGGGCUACCAGGGCCAAGGAGGUUAUACUCAGUACCAGGACCAGUAUGCUAGAGGAACCGCAGGCAGUAUGGGACAAGAGUUUAAUCAGCAGUAUCCUCCCAGCACCACUUAUCCACCAAACAGGCCCAUGUACCCACCAUAUGGGCCAGAAGGAGAGAGGUACAGUCAAGGUGGUGCAAGUAACCAGACAUCCCCAAGCAUGCAACAAAGUAGCGGACAAGAUCCCUACAAUCGCUACAUGGGGCCUACUCAGCCCCCUGGCUACCCACCGCGCACAGGAUAUGGUGGACCCCCUGGACCACCUUCAGGACCACCCAGUCAACAACAGUCAGGGCCCCCAGCAGGUUACCCUGGUCAGCAAGAAUAUUAUCGGCAAGAUCAGAUGCCCCAGUCUGUUAGUUUCUCGACUUCGCAGCUUGCUCGCCAGCUUGUGGCACCCCAAUCCCCCAUGAAAUCUUCAUAUCAACAGGUUUACCCUGGUCAGCAACCUCCAGCUGCAGGAGGUCCUGCCACACAGAUGUAUCCUGGCAGUCCUCCCAGCAAGACCAUGCCACCACCAGCACAGCAUCCUCGGAGGCAUCCAGACUUUGCUAAGGAACAGCCUUAUCCACCAUACCAGCAGAGGCCUGCACUUUAUGGAUGGACAAGUAACAACUCAUUUCGUGGACCAUUCCCCGGUCAGGGUCCAGUGCCCCAGGGAUCUCAGCCAUGGAGCCAGGCUCCUCCUCGGCCAGCUGGGCCUCCAAGCAGUCAGCAGGCCAACAACCAGUGGGACCAACACCGCUACCCUUCUGGCACGCAGCCACCCUACCAGCCUUCUCAACAGCCGCAGCAGUGGGUGUCAAACAUGCCAUCUUCUGGAGUUAGUUCAGGUUCCCCUCUGAGACCGCCUGUGGGCCCCCGAACACAGUUUAGGCCAGAAGGAAAGCCGUUCCCAAUGCCAGCUCCACCAGGGACAAAGGGCCAGUCUCCCAACGUCGCAGGCAGUUCAGCAGCUUAUCCUCCUCAGGCACCUCCAAAACGUGAGCUUGUGUUUCCACCUGACAGUGUGGAAGCCACAGUUCCAGUGUUAUACAAGCGCAAGCGGAUGUCUCGGGGUGAUGUGGCACCUGUGGAGGCCUGGAGAAUGAUGAUGAGCUUGCGCUCGGGCCUGCUGGCAGAGAGCUGUUGGGCACUUGAUGUCCUUAACAUCCUCCUGUUUGAUGACUCAACAGUUGCUUACUUUGGUCUGGCACACAUGCCAGGCCUGCUUGAUGUGCUGCUUGAACACUUUAGGCGCAGCCUGGCAGACAUGUUUGAUGCCCCCUCCACCAAUGACACUGAACGAAAGUGGUACCAGGUUCCAAAGCAAGAUCACAGCGAAGUAGAUUUGGGUUCAGUGAGUCAACCAAUUGAUCCUUUGGAUCGGGUGCCCCUACUUGAAGCUACCCCAAAUUACACCUUGUUGUCACGAAAGGGUGAUGUCAUCAAGGUGGUGAACAAAGACAGUGAUAUAUUUGUGCUGGACAGCCGUAAGUCCUGGGAUGUGGAUGGUGACGUAGCAGAGGAAAAUGUGACAGCAGAGUUGGAACAGGAUCAGUGGCAGAUGGUGGUGACAGAUAGCAGCUCGACAAAGUACAUUGUGACAUGUUUCCAGGGUGAGUUUGGCAAUGUGCCCUUCGUGAGGCUGCUACAGAACAAGGUCAUGGAACAGGUUCAGGAGGUUUCUGAUAUGGAGGAAGCUGUGGUUGCUGACCCCCAGGUACCAUGUAAGGUGAAAGAAGAACCAUCAGUUGUUGAGAGUGUAAAUACUGAGCAGGAUCAAGAGACUUCUGAUGUUGAUAGUGAAAAACCUAAUGUGAUAAGUAAAGAGGACAGUGUUAGCAAAGAGUGUGUGGUUGUAGCACCAGGAGAGAGGAAAAAUUGUGACAAGAAGAAACGGACUAAGACGUUAAUUGGUGUGCUUUCUCGAAUACAAAAGGAACCAAUGGAAGUUAAUGAUGUGCUGACCAGAGAGAUCCGCGAGAAGGUAGAAAAGAAUGAAGUUGUGAAAAAGGAAGAUGAAAAUGAAGAAAAAGCCAACAAUAAUGAUGGGGAAAUUGAUAAAAUGUUAGAAGAUAAAGAUAAGAAGGAUAAAAUAGUAGUAGAAACCACAUCUGAUGAAACCAUGGAGACAAAUAGCAACAGCUUGUCAUUGGAAAAUAGCAACAGUAGUAGCAGUAACAGUGAAGUUUGCAAGACAAAAAAAGAGCCUGAUGAUGAUGACAGCAGUAAAGCUAAAUCAUCUGGUAAUGACAAGGUCACUGUGAAAGUGGAGAAUAGUUCUAAGAGCCAGGAUGGACAGGAAGACAAUGGCUUGGGGUUGCGGAUCCGGGACCCAGCGGGCACCCUGAAGAGACGCCGGAUGUCUGACUAUGAGGAUGAGUGCUACACUCGAGAUGAGGCCAGCCUGUACCUUGUCACUGAGACUCAAGAUGCUCUAGCACGGCGAUGUGUCUGUCUCUCCAAUAUACUUCGUAACUUAACAUUUGUUCCAGGAAAUGAGGUGGAAUUUGCCAAGAAUGCCACCUUCCUAGGGCUUUUGGGUAAACUGUUACUUUUGCACCAUGAACAUCCAUCCCGCACGCACAAACAGCGCAACUAUGACCGCGAGGAAGAUGCAGACUUUGCAGAUUCCUGCAGCAGUCUGCAGGGGGAGGCUGAGUGGUGGUGGGACUUCCUGCACCACAUACGAGAGAACAUAUUGGUCACUGCUGCCAACAUUGCAGGACACAUGGAUUUGGGCCAAUACCCAGAGGAGAUCUCACGCCCUGUACUGGAUGGACUACUUCAUUGGGCAGUUUGCCCUGCGGCCCAUGGACAAGACCCUUUUCCCACUGUGGGCCCUUCAUCUCCCCUGUCUCCCCAACGGCUAGCCCUGGAGGCAUUGUGCAAGCUGUGUGUGACUGAUAGUAAUGUGGACUUGGUUAUAGCCACUCCCCCAUACUCGAGGCUGGAGCGUUUGUGCGCAGUUCUCACCAAACUGCUGUGUCGCAGUGAAGAACAGGUAUUAAGGGAGUUUGCAGUGAACCUUCUGCAUUACCUGGCUGCAGCUGACAGUGGCAUGGCACGUACCGUGGCAUUGCAGAGUCCCUGUGUGUCCCUGCUUGUGGCCUUCAUUGAACAAGCAGAAGCAAGUGCAUUGGGUGUAGCCAACCAACAUGGCAUUUCGGCCCUGCGAGAGAACCCAGACUCUAUGGGCACGAGCCUGGACAUGCUACGCCGUGCAGCAGGCACACUGUUGCACCUUGCACGUCACCCUGACAACCGCCCCCUCUUCCUGCAGCAAGAGCAGCGCCUGCUGGCUCUAGUGAUGAGUCAGAUUCUCGACCAGCAGGUGGCCUCCAUCAUUUCACGUGUGCUCUUCCAGUGUUCGCGGCCGCAUCCUGAGCACAUGCACUUUACUUCUCUGCACUCUUGUCUCUCCACUAUCAAAAUGUCACAUGUGAUGAGAUUACCAGAUUCAUGUGGGCAUAAGUACUCCAAUCCAAGGUUUCCACCCCCAAAUGUCAGACUUCCAUUUCAGCACCCCACUGACCAUAACAUAAACCAGCCUCCAGUAUCUGCAAGUUGCUUCCCACCAAGUGUCCAAUACUCACAUAACACAAUUCCAAACUGUGUUUCGCCUAUGACACCUUCCUCACUUCCAUGUCCAAACCCAAUGUCAUUUCCUCCACCACCAUUUCGAUCUCAGGAACCUAGGGCACCACCAUCCCAACCAGUGCCAGUGUAUAGUGAGGCCUCACCUCUAUACAACCAACUUUUUAAUGUGCCCCCUCCACAUUCAAGUCCCUGCCCUGAAACUCCCUCACAAGUCUUUGUCCCUCCAUACCCACCUCCACCUGUUCCAGCAACCUCCUUCACUGAACGGCUGACAUUUCCUUACUGUGUGGACCCAGUUGGUACUGAGCGCUGUAAUUCCUUCCACCCUCCGAGUGAUUCAUGGCACAAUAAUGUGCAACCUCUGUUACCCAGCAUUCCUCAAAAUGUGCUGAACCACCAAGAAAGGAACUCAGAGGCUGUGAUCACAUGUGGAGGCAGCAACUUGAAAGCAGCUGACUUUGUGGACAUUCUUCCAUACAGCAGGGAUGAAUAUCCAAGGUCCCUGCCACAGGGAAUGCGCACACAGAUUAGUGAUGAAAACACAUAUUCAAAAUACAAAGACAGAGACAGGAGUGUGUCAAGGAGUAGCUUUGAUUAUAGGAGGAAUUCCAGCCAUCCUGAAUAUGAGGCACAACAGUGGGGUCACUUCCGAAGACAGAGAAGUCAGAGCCCACUUCAUGGGAUCUCACCACAAAGGAGGCGUUCACGAAGUCCUAAGACUGUAAGGAAGCGGGGUGGUGAAAACAAGAAGUGUUCUGAAAUUGGUGACAAUGGGGUUUCUGUGAAAACAGAACUAGAAUCUUCUCCUAGGAAUCCCAGGUAUUCUAAUAGCCCUGGUGCUGAUUCAUUGAGAUCUCACAGUCGAGCAAGCUUUAGGCGUACCUCGCACAGCCCUGAUUACAAGUCUGCUGCCAGUUCACGGAAGAGAAGUCGAUCUCAUAGUCCAGAAUCCAUUAAAUCCUUGAGUUCAAGGUCUGCACUUCAUGUACCUCAUAGAAGCUUAUACACGAGUUCAUACAAAGAGAAGAGGGCUGCUACAGAGCGAGAACUGCUGCUGGAGAAAUGGAGAAUGAAUUACUGUGCUAACACUGCAGAGAUGCAGAAGAAGUUGGAAGAGUUGGCAAAAAUGAAACCAGAGGAGAUUGUGGAACACGAGAAGAAAGUGUGGACGCGUACAGCCCCAGCUGACCUGUACUAUGUGCGUGAUGAAAAAAAUCAUAAGGUGAUGAAGGCAACACCAAGGUUGCUUGCUUUGUGUGAGAGAUUCGAUGAUGAGUUGGUAGCAAGAGCUGAGAAGGUGCGAUCUGGCAGGCCCAAGUAUGAGCCACCCCCUCGUAAGAACAGGAUGCGGCUUGCCAAACACAAAUCUGAAAUGUGCAGUUCAAGUGACACUUCAAGUGAAGAGAGUUCAACUGACGAGGAAGACUGCACAAUGGAAGAACUGGAGAGGAAGCGGCUGCAUCCAUACCGCCUGCACCCAGAAAUGUGGUACAAUGACUCUGGGGAGAUGAAUGAUGGUCCUCUGUGCCGCUGCAGUGCUAAAGCAAGAAGGUAUGGUAUUCGCCAUGGAAUCUAUGCAGGAGAGACUCAUCUUGUGAAAUGCAAUGUAGACACAAACAAUGCUGACAGGCUGUUUCAUUACCGCAUCACUAUCUCUCCCCCUACAAAUUUUCUGACCAAGACACCAACAAUUAUCAAACAUGAUGAACAUGAGUUUAUAUUUGAAGGAUUCUCCAUGUUCUCACAUUUUCCCCUGGAUAAACUGCCAACAUGCAAGGUGAUCCGUUUCAAUAUAGAGUACACAAUUUUGUACAUUGAUGAGAAGUUGCCAGAGAAUUUCACUAUUCGUGAAUUGGAUCUCUUUCAUGACUACCUGUUCCGGGAACUGUUGGAACUGGUGGACCUGGACUUCAAAGCUCAUGGUGACUCCACUGGCUGUUCACAGUUCCACUUCAUGCCUCGAUUUGUUCGAGAUCUUGCAGAUAAUGGGAAGGAGAUCCUGUCGAUGAAUGAGGUGAUGUACUAUCUCCUGAUAAACAGCAAGUCUCUUAUAGAAGAGUCAAAACUGAAAGAUCUUCUGAGCAUGCCACAGUUCAAGUGGCAAAACUUUGCAGAUGAAGUGAAAGGGAUGGUUGUUACAUAUCCUGGCAUGAAGCCAUGUUCAGUGCGUGUGGAUCAGUUAGACCGCGACCAGCAGAAGACAGAUGCCCUUCCAUACCCAGAGAUUGUGCACUUUGGGAUUCGCCCUCCACAGCUCAGUUAUGCUGGCAAUCCUGAAUACCAAAAGGCCUGGCGGGAAUAUGUGAAAUUCCGGCAUCUGCUGGCCAACAUGCCAAAACCAUCAUUUGAAGACAAACGUAAACUGGAAGGAAAGGAGAACAAACUGCAGGAAAUGAGAACGCAGAGCAAGAUGAAACGAGAUGUUACUGUUGCUGUGACAGCCAAUGGUUUUCACCGAACAGGCAUCAUGUGUGACAUAAUACAGCAUGCCAUGCUGAUCCCAGUUCUGGUAUGCCAUCUGCGCUUCCACCGCUCCUGUGAUGUGCUGGAGAAAGUAAUUGAUUAUAAGUUCAAGAAUCGCUUCCUGCUGCAGCUGGCUCUGACUCAUCCUUCAUACAGAGAGAACUUUGGUACAAAUCCUGAUCAUGCUAGGAACUCACUAACAAAUUGUGGCAUUCGACAACCAGAAUAUGGAGAUCGGAGGAUUCACUACAUGAACACCAGGAAGCGAGGUAUUAAUACGUUGAUCAACAUCAUGUCUCGUUUUGGGAAGAAGACAGAGACAGAAUCUAACAUUACUCACAAUGAGCGCUUGGAGUUUCUAGGAGACGCAGUGGUUGAGUUUCUCACUUCAAUACAUCUCUUCCACAUGUUUCCUGACCUUGAGGAGGGAGGACUGGCUACCUACAGGGCUGCCAUCGUACAGAACCAACACCUUGCUGUGCUUGCAAAGAUUCUGAGCCUUGAGGAAUACAUGCUGUAUGCUCAUGGGUCUGAUUUAUGCCACGAUUUAGAACUGCGGCAUGCUAUGGCCAACUGUUUUGAGGCUCUCAUGGGAGCAUUAUUCUUGGAUGGUGGCAUUGAGGUUGCAGACAAAGUAUUUGCAGAAACCUUGUUCAAGCAAGACACAGACCUCCUGGAUGUAUGGGUAAACUACCCACCACACCCCCUUCAAGAACAGGAGCCCCUUGGGGAUCGCAAGUGGAUCCCUUCCUUUGAGCUCCUACAGAAUCUGACCAAGUUUGAAGAGUCAAUAGGCGUUGAAUUCAAGCAUAUACGUCUCCUGGCUCGAGCAUUCACAGACAGGAGCAUUGGAUACACAAAUCUUACACUAGGGUCUAACCAACGCCUUGAGUUCUUGGGGGACACUGUACUUCAACUGAUAGCUUCUGAGUACCUCUACAAGUACUUUCCAGAGCACCACGAAGGGCAUUUGUCAUUACUACGCAGUUCUCUGGUGAAUAACAGAACGCAGGCUGUUGUAUGUGAUGAUCUUGGGAUGAUCAGCUAUGCUCUCUACUCAAACCCCAAAGUUGAACUGAAGACAAAGGAUCGGGCAGAUUUACUCGAAGCUUUCCUUGGUGCUUUGUAUGUUGAUAAGGGAUUGGACUAUUGUCAUGUGUUCUGCCAUGUAUGUUUCUUCCCACGACUGCAGGACUUUAUCAUGAACCAAGACUGGAAUGACCCCAAGUCAAAACUACAACAGUGUUGUCUGACAUUACGUACCAUGGAGGGAGGGGAACCAGAUAUUCCAGUGUACAAGGUGAUCGAGUGUAAGGGUCCAACCAAUACGAGGGUAUACACGGUAGCUGUGUAUUUUCGUGGAGAACGCCUGGCAAAGGCAUCUGGUCAUAGUAUCCAACAGGCAGAGAUGAAUGCUGCAAAAGAGGCGCUAGAAUUGUCACAAGGCCUGUUCCCACAGCUUGACCACCAGAAACGAGUCAUUGCUAAGAGUUUAUGGCGUCAGCGGCGGCCUCGCAGCAUAUCACAUAUUAGAUCGUCACAGUCUUCUGACAGAGAAAGGCAGUCCUCUUCUAAAGAACUGUCUGAUUUGCCAUCAUCACACCAAGAAAAGUCAUCGUACAGCAAAGGUCGCCGAUCAUUUUCAAAAGAUGUGCGAACUGUUUCAGACAACAAAUCAGGGUCAGUGGCCUGCUUACAUGUGUCUGCGGGCAAGGAGUGAGACAGAGGCUACAGUGCAUAAGGUGUUGGGGAACCCUUACUUUUAUUUUCAUCAAUAGUGUACCACCUGCUUUAACAAUCAGUAACUGUAUUUUUCCCACAGUGUAUUUAUGGAUUUCAUUAUGAUUCUCACAUGAAACAACCAUUAUUUCCUUAAACAACAUUAACCAUUCAAUCUUUGUAAUGUAGAUGCGUUGUUCUUUCUUUGAGGUGCAGACUGAAUUAUUAAAUAUUAUUUAGAUGACCUUUAGCCUAAAAGGGUUAAUCUAAAUAUUCAUAAUUU
Molecule: messenger RNA, 10434 nt
Organism: Zootermopsis nevadensis
Lineage: Eukaryota; Metazoa; Arthropoda; Insecta; Blattodea; Termopsidae
Source: RefSeq, a predicted model, not a curated record